UCAAGGAGACAAACCUCAACUGAUGAAUUGGGAGAAUUAUGGUCUAAGGAUUGGAGUACAAGAAGAUAGCCUGUCCUGCACUGAUACUGUAGAAGCAGCAGUGGUCGCUCUUGUAGGAGGACAGUUCCAGUUUCCUCCUAAUACUGUCCUAGUCAGUGCUGUGUAUGCAGUAUCACUCUCAAAGCCUCUCCUCAAACGACUCAAAUUAGAAGUACAGCACUGUGUUGAUUUAACAGGACGGCCAGCUCUUAGUCGUCAUCUCAAGUUUGCCAUAGCUCCUAUGAGCACACCCAGUCUUCCUUACCAGUUCUCAAUAGUUGAGGGAGGAGAGUUUAAACCUGAUAGUUGGUAUGGAUCUAUUCAACGUAAAGAGUUCUGUUUGGUGGCUAUUGUUGGGGAGAAACAUCUACUCAAAUCAUCAACUAAUGGAGACGAGUCAGAGGAUGAGGAGGAGGAGGAGCUAGAGGAACAAGCAGAAGAGGAAACUGACAAGGAAGUGGAAGAUGGUAAUAGUGAUUCAUCCAGUGAUUCUGAUGAGACAAAAGAUCCACAAGGAGGUAGCAGUGGAGGACAAGGAGAGUCUACUAGUAAUGAGGGAGUAGAGGAAGAGGGGGAGACUGGAGGUCAGCCAUUGCAUGAUGAAGGAACUGAAGAGCAAGAUAAUGAAAGAGUAGAAGAGUCAAAGGAUCAUGAAGAACCACAGCAUGAAGAAGCAAAUGCUCCAAUACCUUGUACUGAGACUAGUUCAGAAUUUAAUAGUAAAAUGGUUCUUUCCACUGGCAUAGUAGAGAAUAUGACAUAUGCUGGACAGGUUUAUUAUGAGGAGAAAUGAGCUAAAGAAUUGGUGACCUUCACUGCAGCUAAGAAAUUGAGUGCUCUCAUUGAGUUCAUUGAGAAAAAACACGUACAAGCUGAGAUUGAUCAACAUGUUUAUUUUUCCUAUGAUCCUUCCUAUUCAUAUAUUGAAUUAAAGUUUGAUGCACCUCAAGAUGAGCCAUUCAUUGGUUGGAGUAUUAAGCCUCACCUUAAGCCUUGUAGAUUGCGUCGUUGUGAUGUUGAUAAUUUUGGUGAUGCUAAUUAUUCUGUUCCUCCAUCUUGUUUGAUAUUAAUAUAUGGAUCGCCUGGUGCUGCACCAUCACUACAUUACUCUGUACCACUAGUGGGUGUUAUUGACCCAGUUACAUUGCUCAUUCAUUGUUCAUUCAGAACUACUCCUUCAACAAUACAUGAAUCAGCGUCAGUAUCAUCCACUGGAGGAGCUAGUCCAUCAGCUACCGUUGAUGUCAAUAAAUUAAAGAAAGUGAUCAAUGAUGUUCUUGUAUCUCAUUAUGCUGAUCUUACUUCACUACCAAUGGAAGCUGUCCCUGAUCUUGCAAAUAAGUUGUUUACUCUUCGUUUGGUCAAUAAUGCUGUCAGAGGGAAUCCUUCAAUAGAGAAAUGCAUCAAUGAGUUCAAGGCUGGUCUUACGUUUCAGCAGAAGUUACCUCAAGUGCAGGAGCACUGUCAAAAGUUUUUAAGCUCAUUCAUUGCAGUUAGUGGCAGUUUUGCUUAUGCAGCAUCAGCCUUGCACCAGGACUGGAUUGAAGCUGUUAGAAAUGAACUUGGGUUUGAUUUUAAUAUCGAUAUUGAUGCU
Molecule: messenger RNA, 1633 nt
Organism: Amphimedon queenslandica
Lineage: Eukaryota; Metazoa; Porifera; Demospongiae; Haplosclerida; Niphatidae
Product: sodium/potassium/calcium exchanger 1-like
Exons: 7
Coding region: 23-832 (269 amino acids)
Source: RefSeq, a predicted model, not a curated record